UGUAUACAAUAUUUAAACAUUGAAAAUGUAAUUUUUCAAGUGCAUGCAGAGAAUUCAUUUGAAGUCAAUAUUUUUUAUAUUCACUGAUAGUUGCUGUGCAUAUCACCGGCUUGUAGCGUGCCGUUGCAGAUGUGCGUCACUAGGGGCCGACUCUGAGCAUAGAGCAGCAGCCUGUGGUUCCCCUCAUAUCCUUCAGUCUUGGAGUGGGUUCAGCAUCAGCGCACAUAUCUACCUGUUUUCCUCUCGUAAGGCAACGGCAUCUCGUUGGAUCUUCUACUUGUGGUAUUUGAACUAUUGAAAGGGACUAUUGGUGAGAAACAUGGAAUAACAGACGACAUCCUCUGAACGAGACGACUUUGGACCAAACGGGCACAAAUGGAUGAAGCACAUGGGAAACCAGGAGAAGAUGUCAUCUCCAUGGCUGAUUCAUCAGUCACACUUGAGGACAUUGAAGGGGAGCUGUUCAAAAUUGAGCGACUACGAAACGUCCUUGUGCGCAGAGAAUCAGAGCUAAGAUACAUGAUGGAUGACAUUCAGUUGUGUAAUGAAAUCACAAGGCUGAAGAGGGAGCUGCAGAAACUGGUCUCAAUUCCAGACAAAGACAAGUCCAAGGAGGACAGGACGAGGGAGGAGGAGCUGUUGCAGCAGAUCAACAAGCUGGUGGAGACCAGGGACUUCCUCGUAGACGAUGUGGAGUUUGAGCGGCUCAGAGAAAGAGAAGAAGACAGAGAAAUGGCAGCCUUUUUGCAGCCCAGAUUGCAAAAUAUUUUGGGGACAAAAGGUUCUCUACAAAAUCAGAAGGUGGUGUCCAAAUCUCAUCAUCCCGCAGCACCAUUAAUAACUAAAACUGGACUAACGCUGCUGAAAGACUGCUGCGGCUUCACGUGCGCCAUCAUGUAACACAUCCGUGUGCUUGCUUACACUUCACCGUGUACACAGCAACAGUUUUGGUGAGCCAAACUUGGUUCAUUUUAAGAUGUUAGUUGUGAUUUUACGGCAAGGAGAAAGUGUUAGUGGGUGAAGACAAAAGCAAGUUGUGAAAAUGGGCUAAGCAUGCAUUCAGAAAUAGAGAGAGUGCUAAAUUAAGAUCACCUCUAAAAGUUAGUCAAUACAUUUGAGGGGCUGUCUGAAAUUCCACUCGAAAGACGUGUUAUAAUGUCAUCAAAAUCUAAACUACACAAAUGUAGGUGUGCGUGGUAACGUGAUGUGGCAUGAAAAGAUUGCAUUAUCUUAAGGUGUUUGUCUAUGUACAAUCCAAACCAUCAUAUAUUAUGCAGUCUUGUUAAAUGACCACAGGGUAGAAGCUAAAUAAAGUAAAAUAAUAGCUGUUUAGCUGUGCAAUUAUCAUCACUGAUAUUAUCAGGUUUUAGGCUGUCAGUCAUUUUCAUUUUUGGAUUUCCAUUCAGUGCUAUUAUACUUGAGUAUCUUCCUGCAAAGUGAAUCUUUCAGUCAUUUGACAUUGUGUGCAGAAAUAAAGAUGUUUAUUAAAUUA
Molecule: messenger RNA, 1492 nt
Organism: Syngnathoides biaculeatus (alligator pipefish)
Lineage: Eukaryota; Metazoa; Chordata; Actinopteri; Syngnathiformes; Syngnathidae
Exons: 6
Coding region: 376-900 (174 amino acids)
Source: RefSeq, a predicted model, not a curated record